AUGGUUUUGACAGUUGCGGAUGCGAAAAAAUUAACUGUUGCACGACUUAAAGAAGAGUUAUUGAAAAGAGGAUUGUCGGAUGCUGGAAAUAAACCGGAUUUACUCGCAAGACUCACGGAAAGCAUCGAAGACUCUAUUCUAAACGAUGCUGGAGAUUUAUCACUUCCAAAUGAUGAUAUUCUGUUGAAUGAUGAUAUUUUGGAUGCGCCAAGUAUUGAUGGUGAUAAUGAUGUUGAAAAAUUAUUAAAUAGCUCGGAAGACGUGGUUACAUCACCAACUCCCCCAGCAACAACUAUCAAACCAAUCGAAGCUCCAGAAGAUCCGAAACUUGCAAGAGCUGCGAGAUUUGGACUUCCUGUAACUGGAACAGCUUCUGCUACGGAAUUAGCGUCAGAAUCAGCGAAAGAAGCGAGAGCCAAACGAUUCGGCAUCCAAAAUACGCCUGGAGCAGCAGGAGCGGAGGAGGAUAAAAAAGCGGCGCGAGCUGCAAGAUUCGGUAUUGAGACAUCUAGCGAGACCAAGGAUAAAUUGGCAGCAAGAGCGGCGAGAUUUGGGAUUCCGGUGAAUUCGGAUGGAAAACGAGCAGCUGGAGAGGCGAAAAGUGAAGAAGAACUGAAGAAAUUGGAGGAACGCGCGAAACGUUUUGGAUUAAUUGAUGAAGAUGUAAGUUGUGUUGCUAAAAUCGAUAUUUUCCACGUCAUUUUUUUUAUAAUUUUCAGGCGGACGCCAAGAAAAAAGCGCGUUUGGAACGAUUUGGAGCGUAA
Molecule: messenger RNA, 764 nt
Organism: Caenorhabditis angaria
Lineage: Eukaryota; Metazoa; Nematoda; Chromadorea; Rhabditida; Rhabditidae
Source: the annotation of a GenBank genome assembly